CUUAGCAUGACCGCAAUACUACGGAUCCGUAUCAGCCUCUGAGGGGCAGGAGCCCAUUCCAUUGUUCUAUUUUGCUCUCGUGCUCAACGGCCUGCUAGUUCAGAGUGCCCUGGCUCGACGGAGACGCUAACGAUUCUUUCGCCGUCGAGGACGCUGCAAUCCCUCGUCAGUAUCAGCCAAUUACAAUUCAAGUAUUUUCUUUGGUGAAAUAAAGAUGGAAUUAAGCAGGGAGAAGUAUGCAGCUGAUCUUUCCUCCAUCAGAGAAGCACAAGUACGCAUCAAUUCAUUCAUUCAUAGAACUCCAGUUCUUACCUCAGAGUCUUUGAAUGCUAUUUCUGGUAGGAGGUUAUUCUUCAAGUGUGAAUGUUUCCAAAAAGGUGGAGCAUUCAAAUUCAGAGGUGCCUGCAAUGCUGUUUUUUCACUUGGUGAUGAUCAGGCAGCUAAAGGGGUUGUAACACACAGCAGUGGUAACCAUGCUGCAGCAUUAUCCUUAGCUGCAAAAUUACGUGGGAUCCCAGCAUACAUAGUUGUACCAAAAAAUGCUCCAAAAUGCAAAGUUGAGAAUGUCAUUCGUUACGGUGGUCAGGUUAUAUGGAGUGAGGCAACAAUGCAGUCAAGGGAGAUUACUGCAACCAAAGUGUUGAAGGAAACUGGUGCCAUUCUAGUGCAUCCAUACAAUGAUGAACGAAUUAUAAGUGGGCAGGGUACCAUGGCCUUGGAGCUCUUCGAGCAAGCACCUCAAUUGGAUGCCAUAAUAGUUCCCAUAAGUGGAGGUGGCUUGAUAUCAGGGGUGGCAUUAGCUGCCAAGUCUAUCAACCCAUCUAUUCGAGUUUUUGCUGCUGAACCCAAGGGAGCUAAUGAUGCGGCUCAAUCCAAGGCUGCUGGCAGAAUUGUAACGCUGCCUGAAACAAACACGAUAGCUGAUGGGCUCAGAGCUUUCCUAGGUGAACUUACCUGGCCUAUCGUACGAGACUUUGUGGAUGACAUAAUAACCGUGGAUGAUAUGGAAAUAAUAGAAGCGAUGAGACUCUGCUACGAAGUUCUUAAGGUUGCAGUUGAACCUAGUGGAUGCAUAGGCCUUGCUGCUGUCUUAUCUGAUAGUUUCAGGAACAAUCAUGCUUGGAAGGAUCACAACCAAAUAGGAAUCAUACUCUCAGGAGGUAAUGUUGAUCUUGGAGUAGUUUGGGAUUCACUUAGAAAAUAGAAUAAAUUUACUGGUUCUGUUUCCUAUAUAACAUUUUCCUAGUACCUAAUGAAAUACCAAAAAACAUCAUUAGCUCUAGUAGCCAAGGACCAGUAAUCAUGUUGAGCAACGGUGAUUUCAUUGUAACAAAACCAAAUGAAAAACUUUCUUAGCUGUGGACACUCCUAAUAAAAGCAAGGACAGUUU
This is a messenger RNA of Rubroshorea leprosula, 1390 nucleotides long. The record is from the annotation of a GenBank genome assembly. NCBI's taxonomy places the organism in Eukaryota, Viridiplantae, Streptophyta, Magnoliopsida, Malvales, Dipterocarpaceae.